Molecule: messenger RNA, 1679 nt
Organism: Colossoma macropomum (tambaqui)
Lineage: Eukaryota; Metazoa; Chordata; Actinopteri; Characiformes; Serrasalmidae
Gene: kctd6b
Product: potassium channel tetramerization domain containing 6b
Exons: 3
Coding region: 193-906 (237 amino acids)
Biological process (GO): protein homooligomerization
Molecular function (GO): protein binding
Source: RefSeq, a predicted model, not a curated record
GUGUGUGUCACGUGACCAGCGCGGCUUCACAGCAGGCUUGAGCUGCAUGCUAACUCACUACUGCAGUGCACUGUCCGCUCUGAACGCCAGCAGCCUCUUUUCCCAUUCAAACACCCCGCACUGGGAAUAGAUCUAAACAACUAUUCCCUGAACGUUCUCUGUGUGCCAGACCGGUCCAAAUAUCCUUAUCAAAUGGAUAAUGGGGACUGGGGGCAUAGGAUGACUCACCCAGUCACCUUAAAUGUUGGAGGUCACCUCUACACCACUUCAAUCGCCACGCUCCAGCGUUACCCGGACUCUAUGCUCGGAGCCAUGUUCCGUGGCGACUUCCCCACCACGCGGGACGCUCAAGGAAACUACUUCAUCGACCGGGAUGGGACUCUUUUCCGCUACAUACUGAACUUCUUACGCACAUCUGAGCUCACCCUACCAGGUGACUUCAUGGAGAUGGAUCUUCUUCGCAAAGAAGCUGACUUUUAUCAGAUUGAGCCCUUAAUCCAAUGCCUCAAUGACCCCAAGCCGCUCUACCCUCUGGACACCUUCGAACAGAUGGUGGAGCUGUCUAGCACCCGCAAACUUUCUAAGUACUCAAACCCUGUAGCUGUCAUCAUCACACAGUUGACCAUAACCACCAAGGUUCACUCCCUGCUGGAGGGAAUUUCCAACAACUUCACCAAGUGGAACAAACAUAUGAUGGACACAAGAGACUGUCAGGUGUCCUUCACUUUCGGUCCAUGUGACUACCAUCAAGAGGUGUCUCUUAGGGUCCACCUCAUGGACUACAUCACUAAACAGGGGUUCACAAUCCGGAACACCCGAGUGCACCACAUGAGUGAACGUGCCAACGAGAACACAGUGGAGCACCACUGGACUUUCUGCAGGCUGGCUUACAAAGUAGAAGACUGACAAACCUCAGAGUUGAAAACUGUGCUACAUUUCCCAUUCGGUUGCUGCUGAUGCCAAUGUUAUAACUUAAUUAAGCUGUAUAUAUUUUAAUGUUUAUGUGACCAAACUCAUUAAUGAGGGGAAAGGGAAAAAAAACAAAGGGGAACAUCAGGCAAGUCAAUGUUAUAUUCUUCAUGAAAGCAAAUUUUUUUUCUCUUAAGAUCUUUCAAGGAGGUCAAGACAUGUUUAAAUCCAUCUCCAGUAGGAAAAUUAAACUACCAGAAGUAUACAAAUCUUCAAUCAUGUAGUCAGUAAAAACAGGCACCAGAUAAUUGUUGCAAAUAAUCACUCUAGACAAAAAAAAGUGUGCACUAUGUGCAACAUAAAGGUGUUGAUUGCAUGUGUGCUUUUACCAUAUACCUGAAGUAUUAAAAUAUCAACGUGUCCAAAUGAAAAUCCAUUCCAUUAUUUUGUUCAGGGCAAGGUUAUUGCUCACAGCUACAGUCCUACAAACGUGAGGUUUGAGUACUUGAUGUUGGUUUCUGCAGGAAGCAGAAUUUUUUUCUCUUUGCGAAGUUGCGAUAAUUAUUUCUGAUCUCUGUGCAGAAAUUUAAUGGUCUCAGUGUUAAAGAUGUGAUGAUUCCACUUUUUUCCAAUACAGAUCUUGAAAACUCUAGCGUUGACCGAUGUUGAUCUGCUAUUUUUUCUUUGAUUUAUUUAUUUAAUUGAUUUUUUUAUCAAGACACUUAAGAAAAAAGUAGGCCGUCAUGUUCAGUCUACUUAAACACUCUGCC